AUGGAUCGAGAAGACUAUGAUUCGAGAGUCCAUGCAAUGAUCAGUGCCGGUCCGUAUGAGGAAUAUAAAUUCAAAAACGGCAAAACCAAAGAUCCUCUCAACAAAAUGAUUGAGGAAGUAAAUCAUACGCGACAGACUGUGGCUCAUCUGAUGGGUGACGAGAAACUUGAAAGAAAGUUUCAUGUUCCGAAUCCAACGGUGGCAUCUUUAUACUGUCUACCGAAGAUUCACAAAGAUCCCAUUGGAAUGCGACCCAUUUCCUCCAACAUCCGCACCCCCACGGAAAAACUGGCAGCUUGGCUGGUGAAUGAGAUGAAGAAGUACCCUGUUAGGCAUGGGAAAAGUGUGAAAAACUCGAUCGAUUUGGUGAAGAGAUUGGAGGGUUUCAAAUUGCGGAGGGGGGAAAUUUUAGUUUCGUUUGAUGUCGCCGCAUUGUUUCCCAGCGUACCCGUCACCGAAGCCCUGCACAGCCUACGCCGACAUCUAGAACGCAGCCGUGCUCCACCCAACCAUAUAGAGGCAUAUCUAUCCGUAGCUCAGGUAUGCAUGAAUCAAAACUUUUUCACCUUCAGGGGAAAGUUUUUUAAACAGACGUUUGGACUUAGCAUGGGUAGCAAGUUGUCCCCACUGCUUGCAGACCUCUUCAUGAGCGACUUCGAGGAUGAAGCUCAGAAGAAAAAACUGUUUCCGAGAAUCUGGUGGCGAUAUGUAGAUGAUGUUUUCGCCCCGGUGAAGGAGCGUUACCUCGAGCAGACUCUGGCGAUGCUAAAUUCACAACACAACACAAUCAAUUUUACUGUAGAGAGAGAAGUGGAAGGGAGCCUACCGUUUCUCGAUUUAUUGAUCACCAGAAAGGAAGACGACACGUUGAAGUUCGGUAUAUACCGCAAACCCACAUCAACGGAUAGGUAUAUCACAUCUGACUCCAAUCACUUUGGAGCUCAGAAGCAAGCUGCUUUUCACUCCAUGGCACACCGGCUGUACAAUAUACCCAUGGAGCGCGACGAGUUUGAAGAAGAAAAAAGUCGUGUGGUCAAACUCGCCGGAAAGUAA
Aedes albopictus (Asian tiger mosquito) is the source of this 1053-nucleotide messenger RNA. RefSeq lists its product as uncharacterized. The coding region runs from base 1 to 1053 and encodes 350 amino acids. The transcript has a single exon. The record is from RefSeq and is a predicted model, not a curated record. NCBI's taxonomy places the organism in Eukaryota, Metazoa, Arthropoda, Insecta, Diptera, Culicidae.